Condylura cristata (star-nosed mole) is the source of this 1475-nucleotide messenger RNA. It is a transcript of the gene PHYHD1, whose product is annotated as phytanoyl-CoA dioxygenase domain containing 1. NCBI's taxonomy places the organism in Eukaryota, Metazoa, Chordata, Mammalia, Eulipotyphla, Talpidae. The record is from RefSeq and is a predicted model, not a curated record. The transcript is spliced from 11 exons. The coding region runs from base 314 to 1174 and encodes 286 amino acids.
GGCCGGGGAUGGAGCCCAGGCUGCGGUGGCUGCGACAGCUCUGCAGUGCUGAGAGGUACCCCCUUGCGCCCCCAGAGGCGAGAAUGCCCCUGCCCUGUUGGUUCCUGUGACCCUACGGACUGACGGAUGCUUCCUCCUAGGCCAGGCCUCCUCAGACCCUCACCCUCCCGGCCCGGUGGCCACUGGCUGCUUCUGCCUUUGGGUCUCUCGCCCGCUCUUGCCCUCCUUGCACGCAGCGCUGUGCUGGCAUGUCCACCUGUGUCACCUGUCACUACACUGUCGCUGGACUGAGUCCCCGAGAGGGGGCGUGGUGAUGGGCUUGGCUGUCAAGUUCCGGGAGGACGGGUACCUGGUGCUGGAGGGGUUCUUGUCUGCAGCCGAGUGUGCGGCUUUGCGCCAGCGGGUCGGCGAGAUCAUGGCUGAGAUGGACGUCCCUCUCCACUGCCGCACGGUAUUUUCCACCCAGGAAGAUGAGCAGCUGCAAGCCCAGGGCAGCGCAGACUACUUCUUGAGUAGUGGUGACAAGAUUCGGUUCUUUUUUGAGAAAGGCGUUUUUGACCAGAAAGGAAAUUUCCUGGUGCCUCCAGAGAAAGCCAUUAAUAAAAUCGGCCAUGCUCUGCACGCCCACGACCCUGUCUUCAGGCGUGUCACACACUCCCCGAAGGUGCAGGCCCUGGUCAGAAGCCUGGGUCUCCAGAUGCCCGUGGUGGUGCAGAGCAUGUACAUCUUCAAGCAACCGCACCUUGGUGGCGAAGUCACGGCUCACCAGGACGCCUCCUUCCUGUACACGGAGCCCCUGGGCCGGGUGCUGGGCCUGUGGAUCGCGCUGGAGGACGCCACGCUGGAGAACGGCUGCCUCUGGUUCAUCCCCGGCUCCCACACUGGUGGAGUGUCCAGAAGGAUGGUCCGGGCACCCGCGGGCUCAGUGACGGGCACCAGCUUCCUGGGGGUGGAGCCAGCCCGGGAUGACCACCUCUUUGUGCCUGCACCUGUGCAGAGAGGGGCCGUGGUCCUCAUCCAUGGGGAAGUGGUCCACAAGAGUGAGCGGAACCUGUCAGGCCGCUCACGACAUGCCUACACUUUCCACCUCAUGGAGGCCUCGGGCACCGUCUGGAGCCCCGACAACUGGCUCCAGCCAACAGCAGAGCUGCCCUUCCCCUCCCUGUACACCUAAGGCCCCUGCAGGGGAGGAGCAUGUGGCCCGUGGCCCCCGCCAGGCUGCAGCUGAGGUGGCAGCUCUCUCCGGGCUUCCUGCUCUGGCGUCUGAGACCCUGGGCCCUGCAGCUGGUCGGCUCCACGCGGAAGCAGGGCCUGGGCUGGAGCCUGAUUUUCGAAGACCCUGCCUCCGCCUCUGCUCCUCACAUAGAGUGCCCCCCCCACCACACAGCGCCCCCCCACCACAAAGCGCCCCCCCCAGCUUCUCUGCCGCUCUCGCCCUUCUCUCCUUGUACUGAUGAUUACAGGACAAGACAAUA